Molecule: messenger RNA, 722 nt
Organism: Triticum dicoccoides
Lineage: Eukaryota; Viridiplantae; Streptophyta; Magnoliopsida; Poales; Poaceae
Exons: 1
Coding region: 59-310 (83 amino acids)
Source: RefSeq, a predicted model, not a curated record
GUCACACCACACACCACCACCACGCACAAAGCUUCCUAGCUUCAUCUCGAGGGCGGCCAUGGAGACGAUGGCGGCGAACGGCGGUGGGAAGGGCCGGGCGGCGGCGAGAUACGGGGACAGGGAGCAGCAGGGCGCGCGCCGCUUCCAGAUGCCGCUGCACUACCCGAGGUACACCAGGGCCAACUACGAGGCCAUGCCCGAGUGGCAGCUCGACCGCCUCCUCUCCGACUACGGCCUCCCCGUCCACGGCAGCGUCCACCAGAAGCGCAGCUUCGCCAUGGGCGCCUUCCUCUGGGGCGCCGGCAACUGAUCUGCCGACCGGCCGUACGUCUAAUCUUCUCCCUGGACCAUGGAGCAGACGAGCAGUGCUCAUGAAUCAUUCAUGAGGCAUGACUCAUCUACGAUGGACCUGAGAGAUAGUAUUAUCCGUAUACGCAUAGGUCGAAUAGCUAGCUAGCUACCAAGUGCUUGCUAUGACAUGGCAUAUAUUCUCUCCGUUCCCAAAUACUUGUCUUUUUAGGCAUUUCAAAUGAACUCAACAUACGGAUGUAUGUAGACAUAUUUUAAAGUGUAGAUUCACUCAUUUUACGCCGUAUGUAGUCACUUGUUGAAAUCUCUAGAAAGACAAGUAUUUAGGAACGGAGGGAGUAUAUGAGUAUAAUAUUGCUCUGUGUAUAGCUAGUUGUGUUUUAAAGCGCCGUAUAACAUUUGUGUGACCUAUC